UAAAAAACCACAAAAUGAAAACCCACUCCAAACCCUAAUCUACGCGCAAUCCCAGAGUUAAUCAGCAUCCGAAUUCGGUAGGGCGGAAGAAGCCAUGGAUGCGCUGAGGAAGCAGCUCGAUGUUCUGAUGGGGGCAAAUCGGAACGGCGACGCCGAGGAGGUGACUCGGAAGUACUUCGAUCGCGACGUCUGCCGCCUCUUCCUUGCCGGCCUCUGUCCUCACGAACUUUUUCAGCUCACCAAAAUGGAUAAGGGACCAUGCCCCAAGGUGCACUCAUUGCCGUUGAGGAAAGAAUAUGAAGAGGCUAGGGCAAAGGGUCUUGACAAUUACGACAGAGAUUUGGAGGAUAACAUUGACAGACUUAUUGUUGAGUGUGAUCGAAAGAUUGCAAGGGCAUUGAAGAGACUUGAUGAAGAGGAUGCUAAGGCAGCUAUUGCAAUCUCUGUAUCAGAAGUUACCCUGACACCAGAGAUUAUUGAGCUGUCUAAGCAAAUUAAAGAAAAAAUGAAAGAAGCUGAUCAAUCUGACCUCGAAGGAAAAAUGGACAUGAAGAUUCGAGCCCUGGAAGUGGUUGAUGAACUAAGAAUUAAAAGAGCAGAUAUGCAGGCAAUGCUUCUUUUGGAUGCUUUCAACAAGGAUCGUGCAUCUCUUCCUCAGCCCCUGGUAAAUGCUUCUCAAGUUACUCCAGCUGCUGUGCCAGACCCGCACAUACAAGAAAUGAUAAAUGAGAAGCUCAAGAAAGCAGAAGAUCUUGGUGAACAAGGAAUGGUCGAUGAAGCACAGAAAGCAUUGGAGGAGGCUGAAGCACUGAAGAAGCUGCCAGCCAGACAUGAACCUGUGAUAGAUUCAUCUAAGUACACGGCUGCUGAUGUUCGCAUUACUGAUCAAAAACUUCGGGUCUGUGACAUUUGUGGAGCAUUCUUGAGUGUUUAUGACAGUGAUCGCCGAUUAGCAGAUCAUUUUGGUGGAAAGCUCCACUUAGGCUAUAUGCUAAUUCGAGAAAAGUUAGCUGAGCUUCAGGAAGGGAGGGACAAGAAACGCAAGGCCAAUGAAGAAGAGAGGAGGGUAAGAGAUGAGAGAAGUCGCGACCAUGAUAGGGACACGGGCAAGGACCAUGAUAGAGGCAGUAGCCACGAACGUGGGAGGGAUUAUGACCGCCGGGGCAGAGAUCGCAACAGGCAUUAUGACCGUGACUAUGAUCGAUCGCAUGAAAGAGAGAGAGACCAUUCUCGCAACUACGACUCAAGAAGUAACCUUAGACCUCGGUCCCGGUCAAGAGAACACACCCGGAAAUAUGAUCGACACAGGCGACACGACCGCAGUUAGAUGGGGUCACCGAUGCAGAUUAUAAGGGAAGAAGGGUAUGAAGUUUAAGUUUGUACCUGCUACUACCGGUAUGCCCGAAUAUUAUUUUAUUUUAUUUUAUUUUUAUCUGGUCUGGUAGUUAUGGUUAUUAUUACCAGUUUGGGACUGAUUGUGUUAUACCUAGCAAAAUAUUUUGCAACUGCCUGUGCUAUUAUUGGGUGAAUUUUACUCCAAUUUGGUAGUUUUGGAUGUUCUCGGUAAAAUGUUGUCUGGUCUGGUCUUUGUGAAAAACACUGCGCAUUUUCAUUGAUCAGCUUAUUUCUUUUCA
Molecule: messenger RNA, 1634 nt
Organism: Andrographis paniculata
Lineage: Eukaryota; Viridiplantae; Streptophyta; Magnoliopsida; Lamiales; Acanthaceae
Product: U1 snRNP-associated protein usp106-like
Exons: 13
Coding region: 95-1327 (410 amino acids)
Biological process (GO): mRNA splice site recognition
Cellular component (GO): U1 snRNP; U2-type prespliceosome
Molecular function (GO): mRNA binding
Source: RefSeq, a predicted model, not a curated record